This is a messenger RNA of Mytilinidion resinicola, 342 nucleotides long. RefSeq lists its product as uncharacterized. Lineage: Eukaryota; Fungi; Ascomycota; Dothideomycetes; Mytilinidiales; Mytilinidiaceae. The transcript has a single exon. The annotation marks the transcript as partial. The record is from RefSeq and is a predicted model, not a curated record.
AUGGACGCCGCAAGUAUCGCACUAGCGGAAGGUCUUGGGCCAAAUGAGCCCAGAUCGUAUAGAGCCUUAUCAAAAUGCCACAGGGUCGCUUGCACAACCCUAUGGAACCGCGCACAUAGACAACCCUUAAAGGAAGACAAAGCCAAAGGCCAACAGUAUCUCACCCCUAUGGAAGAGAAAGCCCUUACUAAAUACUCGAUACAUAUGUCUACUAUAGGAUACCCUGUUCGAAUCAAGUAUAUCCCCUCACUUGCAUUCGUUAUUGCACGUCAACGCACCACAAAUACAAAAAUCAAGCCUCCAAGUACGAGUUGGAUCGAGGCCUUCAAGCGACGUAAUCCA